Messenger RNA from Blastomyces gilchristii SLH14081, 1722 nucleotides. Its product is annotated as NADPH oxidase. The transcript is spliced from 9 exons. Gene Ontology annotation, biological process: superoxide anion generation; defense response. The record is from RefSeq and is a predicted model, not a curated record. Gene Ontology annotation, cellular component: NADPH oxidase complex; plasma membrane. Gene Ontology annotation, molecular function: superoxide-generating NAD(P)H oxidase activity. The coding region runs from base 1 to 1722 and encodes 573 amino acids. NCBI's taxonomy places the organism in Eukaryota, Fungi, Ascomycota, Eurotiomycetes, Onygenales, Ajellomycetaceae.
AUGAGCAGUGGAGGAAGCUCAUGGGGUGGCCAAACAGAACGAGCGAGAUGGCCGCCCUUGACGCGGAUGUUGAUGACAGGAGAGAUGAGUGGAGAGCCGCCACGGGAUUUAACUUUGAAGGAGAAAUUUGAUCGAUGGAUGGUUAACGAAGGGUGGAGAAGACUAUUCGUCUUGGUUUUCAUCGUCUCCCAUUUUAUGAUAUUUGUGUUUGGAUUUCUAAAUUACCAACUAAAGGACAAUCUUAAUGGAGCGAGAGGGAUCUUUGGUCCUACUUUUGCUAUUGCUCGGUCAUCUGCUCUUGUUCUGCAUUUCGAUGUUGCCCUAGUUCUCUUCCCUGUCUGUCGGACCCUCAUAUCACUUGCCAGACAGACUCCGUUGAACGGUAUUAUUCAGUUUGAUAAGAACAUCACAUUUCACAAACUUGUGGGCUGGUCUAUCUUUAUCUUCUCAUGGGUCCAUACAAUCGCCCACUGGAAUAAUUUCGCCCAACUUGCUGCAAAACAAAACCUAGGCUUUAAGGGAUUUAUCCUUGCCAAUGUGGCCAGCGGCCCUGGCUGGUCAGGUUAUGUUAUGCUCAUUGCCCUCACAGCCAUGGUCUUAACGGCGAUGGAGAAACCACGCCGGGCAAAUUUCGAGCGAUUCUGGUACACACACCACCUUUUUGUCAUAUUCUUCGUUUUCUGGGCCGUGCAUGGUGCAUUCUGCAUGAUCAAGCCGGAUUUCCCGCCUUUUUGCAACGGCAUAGGCGUAUUCUGGCUCUUUUGGAUGUACGGGGGAGCGGUAUACCUCCUCGAGCGUAUCAUGCGAGAAAUCCGUGGACGGCACAGGACGUAUAUUUCGAAGGUUAUCCAGCAUCCGAGUAACGUCUGCGAAAUUCAGAUCAAGAAGGAGAAGACGAAAACUAGAGCCGGCCAGUACAUCUUCUUAUGCUGCCCGGAAGUAUCUGUGUGGCAAUAUCACCCUUUCACUCUCACAAGUGCCCCUGAAGAGAACUAUAUCUCAGUCCAUAUCCGAUGUGUCGGGAAUUUUACCAAAGCGCUCGCGAAGUCUCUCGGUUGCGAUUUUGAAAACAAGGGUGGAGAAAAGGCCAAGGCGGGCGUCUUAUCAGUUGUAGGUGUUGAUAAACAAAUUGCCGACGACGAUGUCGAUCCCAAAAUACGCCGCAUUUUACCUAGAGUGUACAUAGACGGCCCAUUCGGAAGCGCGUCUGAAGAUGUAUUCAAGUACGAGAUCGCAGUUCUUGUGGGAGCGGGUAUUGGUGUCACACCCUUCGCUUCGAUCCUGAAGAGCAUCUGGUACCGCAUGAACUACCCACAGAAGAAGACCAGGCUCCGCAAGGUAUAUUUCUUCUGGGUGUGCAGAGAUUUUGGCUCUUUCGAGUGGUUCCGUUCUCUGCUGCUAGCCAUCGAAGCGCAGGACAUGGCUAAUCAUAUUGAAAUCCAUACCUAUCUCACUGCCCGCAUUAAAGUCGACGACGCCACGAAUAUUAUGAUAAACGAUGCAAAUGCAGAGCAAGAUACCAUCACGGGUCUGCGGGCGCCGACAAACUUUGGCCGUCCGAACUGGGACAUGGUUUUCCGGUCGAUUCGCAAGAUCCAUGCCCCAGCUGAGGCGGGCGUGUUCUUCUGCGGCCCUAAGCCCCUAGGUAGCGCGCUUCAUGUGAAGUGCAAUAUGUAUUCCGAACCUGGAUUCAACUUCGUAUGGGGCAAGGAGAAUUUCUAG